CAAGUGUGGGGCCCAGCUGGCUCCCGUCGGCGACACUGAGGACCAGGACUCAGAGAGAAGAGAGGCGAAGCUCGCUCCAGUCCCAGAGCCUGGAGGAGAGGUGAAGGGAGGAGGUGCCAACGAGCCUUCUUCCACCACCAAAACACAGGAGGAGGAGGAUGGAGAGCUGAUGGAGAGCGCAAGAGCUCUGAGCAGUACCUCAGAGCCCACACCUGAGUGCACUGCAGCUGGCCCUGCUUCCUUUACUGAAGUGCAAGAGGAGGAGGAAGAGGGCUCACCGCUGGUGGAGUAUGUAACAGCUCCAAGUGACAGCUCGGACGCCGCAUUUCAGUGCGCGGCCAGCGGCUCGGCGAAGUCACGGAAGAGGAGAGCGCUCGAGAGUAAAUCUGCACCUCCUCGUGCUGAGCGUCCAAGUCAAGACACAAAGACUCCACCUGUGGGCAAGGGCUCGCAGGCUGGGAAGGAGAAAAAAGACCCCAGCCAGAAAGUGAGCGGUUUGGCUGCCAAGAGUGGAGACACAAAGGAGAAAAAGGCGACCCCAAGUGAGAAAGUGAACCAAGUAACUGAGAAGACAAAUCAGACCAAAGGACCUGAGGUUGCUGGAAAGGAGGAUGCUUCAGCUGUAACAGACAGUCUGAAGGACAAAAAGCAACAGAGGAACCAGAAACCCAGGGAUAAGGUCAAAGAAAGUGAUGGUGUUACAGUGUAUUUCCAUGCAAUAUUGUCCAAAGACUUCAAACUGAACCCUGAGACCCAUAAAGUGUUCAUCAGGGCUGGAAACAUUUCUCACUACGAAAGCUGGAAGGACAACAUUUGUGAGCUGAGCUGCACCAAGCACCUAGAGGAGCAUGGGUACCUCAUCGAGGGCACUGUGACUCUUGCAAAGGACAACAUGAACAAAUACAUUCCUUACAAGUACUGGGUUGUCUGCGAGCAAGGGAAGUAUGAAUUCAUUUACCGGCAGCCAGUUACAAGUUCUUACGUGAAUCGCUGCUUGUUGAUUAAAAGCGACCUGCUCAGCAAUGGAGAGUGGCACCAGUACGAUGACGUUGUGUGUGCAGAGCCUUCCGUAGUGAAACACUUGUGGCAGUGGCUUUCUCGCACUCAAAACAAGCAAGUGGUGGAAGGGAAGACGAUAGCUGCAAGUAUCAUGUUAGAAAAUAUCUUCAGCAUUCUUGGGACCUGGAGUCCUGACAACCUGAGAAACUUCCUCUGCCAGCUGCAUCAGUUUUAUGUUGUGACGGUGAACCCGUGCAUACACGAUGGCAAGGAAACGCCGUGGACAGAGUUAAACUUCGGCACAGAGCAGGUGAAUGAUUUGCUGCUAAAGUAUAUGGGGAAAAUAGCUCAUCCUUUCCUUGCACCAGAAGGUGCAAAAGCCUCGCAGAAGGACGCAGUAAUAAAAAGUAAACUAGCUCUGGGGCUCGUCAUUCUCUCAGUAGUUGUAAAGCUCGAGCUGCCUGCAUCUGAGAGCAACCUGGCUGACCUGUGUAGCCUCUUGUGCUUGGAAGAGGUGUCACAACAAGCUGUGCUGGAUGAAAUCCAUCAAAUCAAAAAGGCUUUUACAGCAGUUGCUAGGUAUGUAUCCUUGAGGGUUUACCUCACAGACCUGUGCCAGAGAUGCAUUGCUGCCCGAGUGAACCGGUGGGUGUGGAUCCUCCCCCUCCUGCAUUUCUUCGCUCCCCCCUUGCAGCACGACCACUUGCCGAUGGAAGAAGAUACCUGGGCAGGGCUGGAAGGGCUUCCCUAUGCAGAAACAAGGCAGCAGCAAGAUGGGGGCACCCUACUGCAAGUAAUGAAAGAAAAGAAAUACCUCAUGGAGCUUGACAAGACUCUGGUCAAGUCCUGGAUCUGCGUGCUGCCCCUGCAGAGCCUGCCUGAAUUUAUAAAAGACUUCUCCGGUGAUCUGUUAGCUGCUCUUCAAGGUGUUUGCUACAGAUUGGAGCCCACUGACCUUUUUAGGUUUGUCCUGGCAGCUUUGCCCGGCUGGGCUCUGGAAGCUCGCUCGUGGCAGUCCUGCCUGAGCUGCUGCCUCAAGCUGCACAAGAAGGCCUGCAAAUAUGUGAAGCAUUUCAUGAUUCCUGCCACUUCUGCCAUGAUGAUUUCUCAGGUGGCCAAGCUUCAGCCUGCAGCAGUGAGUACCAAGGAACCGUUCGAAGUGCCAGUGGUAGAAGUAUUCAAUGAAGCUCUGAGAGACACUCGAACCUGGUUCAGAAAUGCUUUAAAUGAGAAGUUAUUGAAAGAAUACCUGGAGCAUGUCACGUUCUCCUUUCAUUGGGAGCUUUUGGCCUGGAAUGUGUUUGUGACAAUGAGCUUUCCAAAUGAGCAGUUCACGGAGAGGUGGAAGAAGACUUUACUUGCAGAUCUGGAGAGAAGAAUUCGGGAGGAGCCUCCAUUUAACCAGAUCUUGGUCUACUGCUGUCAGCACUACCAGUUUUCACAGCUGGACUCUUCCAUCGAGUGGUGUUUCAGUAAUUGUGCCAUAGAGGCUGUAGCUGUUGCUUGCCAGACUCAGAGCAAUCUCCUUGAGAAGUUAUCUUCCUGCAACCUGGGCCGGUUCAGCCAGCUCGUGUCCGCUAUUAUUGUGAAGUCGUGGCCCAUCAAGAGCGGGCAGUCUGAGAAUUUUGACGAGAUUUUGCACCAUGUGCUUACGUGGCCUGACAUCCAACGGAUCUUCAGCUUUAAUGGAACAAACGCCAAGCUCCUGGAAGAACUUACAGAUGAAGCAAAGAAUAUCAUGGCCACAGCAGACUCUGUGUUUACGAGUGUCACCCAUGACAUCCAGAAAGGGUCUAUCCGAGUGAAACAUCUGGAAGCGAUUUUCCAGCAUGAGAAACAGUUCCUCUGUAUCUGGGAGAUAAAGCACCAGCAGAUGUUAUGUGAAGACAGAGAAGUAUUCCAGAGACAACUGGAAGAGUUGCUGCAGAGGAGGCAAGAAGAAGUAGCGCUUCUCAGAGAAGAGAAAAAAGCAAUAGGCACCUUUCUGAACAUGUGUAGGAAGGUGCAGGCAGCUGUGAAAGUGAAUGUAGGUGCAGUGGAAUCCCAACACUUGGAAGAUCUUAGCUCGAAAAGACUAAAUACAGUUGUGAACAUGACGAAGAGACCGACAGAGACCUACUACAGCUUGAGCCCGGAGCUGAAAGAAUCUGCCCAGAAAAUGCACUCUUUCAAGGACAGCCUGAUCUUCCAGCAGUUCUGGGAGGAAGCAGCGCAGAAGGCAGGAGAGGAGUACGAAAAUUCAGAAGAGGAAUAUGAAUUUUCAGGAGAGGAGGUUGGAAGUUCAGAAGAGGAGGACAACUUUGUUCCUGCGUUGGAACUUGAUGAAGUUUUCAGCAGUAUAAUCUCCCCUUGUUUUAAGAGAUAUGAAAGGCUGUACGGUGAUCUCAGAUCUGGAAGUCUCACGCUUUCCACAGUUGAUAAAAUUUUCCAGCAGUUCAGAAAUCAACCUGAAGAUAUCAAAACUGAACUAGAUACCAUAUGUCAGCUUAGGCCUGGAGAAGACAGGGGCUGGGUUGAUCAGCGAUUUCGGCAGAUCCAGCAAUACCACGAGAUGCAUUUAUCUUUUGAUGCUGCGAAGAUCAUUGCCAACGUCAAAGAGAGUUUAAACCUCUCUGGUGACUUCAGUAUCCUGGAAAACUUGUUGGACAUAACAGAAAAGCUUGAAUCAUACAAGACACAAAAGCUGGACUCCAUCAGCCCUGAGCUUAUGCAUGCCAAGAAACUGCUGCAGGGGAUCACUGUGAACCGUCGCGAGUGUCUGAGGGAGCUGGCCCAGCAGAAGGAGUUUGUCUGCUGGGUCAGAGAAGCACUGAAAGAUAUAAAUGAGCUGAAGGUCUUCGUAGACUUGGCGUCCAUCUCUGCUGGGGAGAAUGACAUGGAUGUGGACCGUGUGGCGUGUUUCCAUGACACCGUGCAUGGCUACUCUUCCCUGCUCUAUGAGCUUAGGCAGGAGUCGGGGUUUGAGGACUUCAUGAACUGCUUGAAGAAGCUGUGGCGAGCCCUGGACAGUGAUGAAAAUCUUCCCAAGAAACUGUGUGCUUCAGCUCACGACUUAGAGUGGUUGAAAACAGUGAAAGAGAGCCAUGGCUCUGUGGAGCUGUCCUCGCUGUCCCUGGCAGCUGCCAUCAACAGCAGAGGAAUCUACGUUAUCAGAGCACCAGCUGACGGUCAGAAGGUCUCUUUGGACAACGUCCUGCGCUUCUCCUUGCCGGGGGGCUCUGGCGACAAUGAGGCCUUGUGGAAAUACUCUCUGGCAGAGCUCCGGGAGCUGCAGAACAAACUGAUGCUCAUGUCGGCAAAGGGAGAGCAAGGCUUGGAGGUGGAGAAGUUCUCGGAGAUCUUUUCCAAUGUCCAAAGACUUGCACAGGCCUUUAUAGACCUUUAUUCAGCUGGGAACAUGCUCUUCCGCUCCUGGCUCGCCCACGUGUAUUGUUCACCCAAAAGAAAAUCCCGUGUUCUUAUCGACUUCUCUUUGGGACCCAUCCCAGUGCUAGAAGAACAAGGAGAUAUGGCAGCUGUGCUCCCAGGCCUUUGCAAGACGAUGGAGAAUUUCCUGGAGAGCUGGAAAAGCUUCAUGUAUGAGAAACGAUUCCAGCAUUUCUACCUGAACUACUACACUGCUGAGCAGCUGGUCUAUCUGUGCACACAGCUGGGGCAGGGGACGCCCAGCCAGGACGCCCUGAUGAUGCUUUCGUUCCUAAAACGUAACUGCACCGAGCAGGAUGUCCUUAGGUCCUCCCAGAUUGAGGUGCCUCCCAGCUCAAAGAAGGCUAUUUCUAACUUCCAAGUGAUGCUGCCGUGGGAGAAGGACCUGCCCGCGCUGCUGGAGUACAUCUGGGAGUGCUACAUGAGCAGCAUGGGCUUCUUCCUCCCCAGCUGCCUGGAUAUCGAUACGCUUGGGGGGCGGCUGAAGGCCCUGGCCAGCUGGGAGACGGAGCGCGUCACACGAGACUUCCCACAGGAUCUUCUGUGCGUGGGUCAGCCCAACCUCAUCACGUGCCCCCGCGCGGAGGUGCUCACGGCUGCUCUGGCCAUUUACAUGAACAGCCCCAGCCAGCCCCUGCCCACCUUUGACGAAGUUCUCCUGUGCACUCCUCAGACCACUGCCGAGCAAGUGGGGCUCUUCCUCAGGAGAUGCCUCAUCCCCUGCAGCGGAGGAGCGAAGAUUUACACCAUGCUGUACGCGGAUGAGCUGAGUUACGACGUCAGCUGCAGAGCGGAGGAGCUGUUCCAGCACCUGCAGCACUACAACAGCGCCUAUCGCCUCGUCCUUCUGUGCAACUGCGAGAGGGAGCACAGCUACCUCCCUUCAAUCUUCAGCCAGUACAAAGUGCACAUGAUACCCCAGCGGCCACUCGCCGAGAUCCAGCAGUACCUGCAGCACCACUACAGAGUCGCUCAGCCCUCCAGCUCAGCCGCUGCUGUGUUCAAGGACAGUAUGUGCGUUGGGAUCGUGUCCUCCAAAAGAGCUGGCGUGGGGAAAUCUCUGUAUGUGAAGAGGCUACAUGAGAGACUGCAAGAAGAGCAGCGUGACUGUACAGAUCUUCUGAAAACCAUCAGACUAAUUGAGCCAGAAGUGGAUGAAGACAAAGUGCUCAAGUCUCUUCUGCCUUACCUGAAGAGACAACACCAGACAAAGCCCAUGAUAUUCCACUUUGAUGUCACCUCUUCGGUACGAAGUGGAAUUCCAGAGUUUCUCUUCAAGCUGCUGGUUCUGCAGUAUCUGACAGAUAAUAAUGGAAAUAUGUGGCUACGACAGAAGUGCCAUUUGUACAUCAUUGAAAUCCUCGAGGUACCACCAGUGCCAAAGACAGCAGUGCCAGCAAGCCAGAAGUACAAUUUCUUCGAUGUGUUCCCCAAAGUAACGUGCAGAUCUCCCAAGGAGGUACUAGAGAUGGAGACGCUUGGGAGCCAGCUUGGGGACGUUUCAGACCCAGGAAUGGACGAGGAGGAGUUUUGCAGCGAGGCUUUCCAGAGACCUUUCCAGUAUCUGAGGAGGUUUGAGCAGGGGUACGACCUGGACGCGUUCUGUUACGCGGCGCACUCAGUGGAGGGGAGCCCGGCGGAGUGGCUGCAGCAGCUCCUCCUGCACUGCGGCGUCACGGAUCCCUCCUGGGCAGAACUCCGAAACUUCGCCUGGUUUCUCAACGUGCAGCUGAGGGACUGUGAAGCUUCUGUCUUCUGCAACCCUGACUUUGUCCAGGACACCUUGCAAGGUUUCAAAAACUUUGUCGUUAGCUUCAUGAUUUUAAUGGCAAGGGAUUUUGCAACGCCCUCGCUGAACAUUUCCGAUCAGAGCUCGGGAAGGCAGUCUUACAGCCUGGAGAAUGUUGCUGAAGAGGAUCUGCUGCCUUUCCGCAUUCGGAAGAAGUGGGAGUCCGAGCCCCAUCCGUAUUUGUUUUUCAACGAGGACCGCGUGUCCAUGACGUUCAUCGGUUUCUACUUUCAGCCCAGCGGCCAUCACGGCGUUGAUGCCAUUAAUCCUUUGAACGGGAAAAUUAUCAAGAAAAACGUGAUGACUUUGCAGUUGUACAAGGGCUUGUUACUCCAAAGAGUUCCCUUCGACGUCCCGUUUGACCAGUUGCCUCGUCACGAGAAGCUGGAGAAGCUUUGCAUGGUUUUGGGAAUCCCCUGGGUGAUAGACCCUGACGAGACAUACGAGCUCACGAUGGACAACGUGCUGAAAAUCUUGGCUAUCGAGAUGCGGUUCAGAUGCAACAUCCCGGUUGUCAUCAUGGGAGAAACGGGCUGUGGCAAAACCAGACUCAUCAAGUUUCUGUGCGAGCUACGCCGGAGCAACGCAGAGGUGGAGAACAUGAAGCUCGUGAAAGUUCACGGAGGUACGACGGCCGAGAUGAUUUAUGCCAGGAUCAGAGAGGCAGAAGCCCUUGCCAAAGCCAAUAAGGAGCAGCACGGCUUGGACACAGUGCUCUUUUUCGACGAAGCCAACACAACCGAGGCCGUAAGCAGCAUCAAGGAGGUUCUGUGUGACCGCACGGUGCAGGGGAAGCCUCUGGCCCCGUGCUCUGGCUUGCAGAUCAUAGCGGCCUGCAACCCUUACCGUAAGCACACACCGAAGAUGAUUCAGCGCUUGGAGUUAGCCGGGCUGGGCUACCGCGUCAAAGCAGACGAGACGAAGGAGAAGCUUGGCUCAAUUCCACUGAGACAGCUUGUGUACCGGGUCCACGCGCUCCCCCCCAGCAUGGUCCCCUUAGUGUGGGAUUUUGGGCAGCUGAACAACCUCACUGAAAAAAUGUACAUACAGCAGAUCGUCCAGAGAGUUACCGAGCACGUCCCAAUGAAGCAGGCUGAGGCGCAGGUCAUUACAGAAGUGCUUUUUGCUUCCCAGCAGUACAUGAGGAAGAGGGACAACGAGUGCAGCUUCGUCAGCCUGCGGGACGUGGAGCGCUGCAUGGAAGUUUUCAAGUGGUUUUACAAGCGUAGCAAACUGCUGCUGAGAGAACUGGAGAAGUACCUUGCCGAGAAGAGGGCUCCAAAGAGCACAGCCGAGAGAAACAGCGUUAUCUGGGCCUUAGUGCUGGCAGUCGGGGUCUGCUACCACGCGUCCCUGGAAAAGAAGGAGACGUACAGGAGCGCUAUCAGCCAGGUCCUUCCAAAACCUUACGACACCCAGAAAAAGAUCUUGGAAGAAAUCUCCCUGAUGCAGGACUUAUUCCUGAGUUGUGUGCACCUCCGAGAUACCAUAGCGAGAAACCUGGCCCUGAAAGAAAACGUCUUUAUGAUGGUCAUCUGCAUCGAGUUGAAAAUCCCUCUUUUUCUCGUUGGGAAGCCCGGGAGCUCCAAAUCCCUUGCGAAAACCAUCGUGGCCGAUGCCAUGCAGGGCCAAGCAGCCCAUUCGGAUUUGUUCAAGGACCUGAAGCAGAUCCACCUGGUGUCCUUCCAGUGCAGCCCCCUCUCCACUCCAGAGGGAAUCAUUGGCACUUUCAAGCACUGUGCUCGGUUCCAGGAAGGGAAGAAUUUGGAGGAGUACGUCUCGGUGGUGGUGCUGGAUGAGAUUGGGCUGGCAGAAGACUCUCCCAAAAUGCCCUUGAAGACUUUGCAUCCGCUUUUGGAAGACGGCUGCAUAGACGAUGUCCCUCUCCCUCACAAAAAGGUUGGCUUCAUCGGGAUUUCCAACUGGGCUUUGGAUCCCGCUAAAAUGAAUCGAGGCAUCUUCGUCUCGCGUGGCGACCCCAGCAAAGAGGAGCUCAUAGAAAGCGCCAAGGGGAUUUGCUGCUCGGCACGAGGGGCUUUGCAGAAGAUCGAACAGUAUUUUCGUCACUUUGCAGACGCGUAUGAAAACAUCUGCAAGGCCCAAGACCGGGAGUUCUUUGGCCUGCGUGACUACUACAGCCUCAUAAAGAUGUUUUUUGCCUUAGCUAAGGGCUCCAGAAGCGAGCCGACACCUCGAGACGUAGCCGAGGUUGUCCUUCGUAACUUUGGUGGCAAAGAUGACAUCAACGCCUUGGAAAUAUUCACCUCGCAGCUACCAGAAAAGGGAGAAAUCGAUGCUCACGACGUCAGUAGGAUUGAGCUGGUACGGCGGAACAUUUACAGCAGCGAUCAGGAUGGGGACUGCAGGUACCUGCUUGUGUUGACUGAGAACUACGCAGCGCUGCAGAUCCUCCAGCAAGCUUUUUUUGCUGCCCGCCAACAGCCAGAGAUUAUCUUCGGCUCCAGUUUCCCUAAGGACCAAGAGUACACCCAGAUAUGCAAGAACAUCAACCGGGUGAAGGUCUGCAUGGAAACCGGCCAAAUGGUGGUGCUCCUCAACUUGCAGAACCUCUACGAAAGCCUCUACGACGCCCUCAAUCAAUACUACGUGUACCUCGCCGGGCAGAAGUACGUCGACCUGGGGCUGGGCACCCACCGGGUGAAGUGCCGGGUGCACCCCAAGUUCCGCCUGAUAGUCAUCGAGGAGAAGGAGGUGGUGUAUAAGCACUUCCCCAUCCCCCUGAUCAACCGGCUGGAGAAGCACUACCUGGACAUCAGCACUGUCCUGGACAAGGGGCAGAGAGAAGUGGUGAAAGAGCUGAAGAAGUGGGUGGACGAGUUCACCGUGGCCAACGCGGAAGAGCACUUCAUCAGCGAGCAGAAAUACAGCCCCUCGGAUGUGUUCGUGGGCUACCACGCCGAUACCUGUGCCUCGGUGGUCCUGCAGACAACGGAGAGGCUGAAAGCGGCCUGUGCCCCUCCCGAGCUCCUGUCCUGCGUGAAGAGGGAAGCCCAGCUGGCCCUGCUGAGCUGUGCCACCCCCGACUCCGUCAUCCGCCUCUGCAGCUCCGUGGGGUUGUUCAUGGCAGCUCCGCUGGCCGACGUGUACUUCAAGCAGCAGCAGCACACGUCUUUCGCAGACUUCCUCCGAGCUCACGUCCGCGCCGGCUCCGGGUACCAAACGGUCUUUACAGAGGUCACCACCUUCUCGAGGCUUCUCACCAGUGCUGACGCCACUCUCCUGGAGAAAGAAGUGCAGGGUAAAGCGCAGAGGCCUCAAAUCCUGUUCCUGCAGCAGUUUGACACGGAGUACUCGUUUGUGAAGGGCAUCCGAGACUUCCUUGAUGCCACGUCAGGAAAUAAAGUCCUUAUUAUUCAGACAGACUUUGAAGAUGGCUCUCAGAAUGCCCAGCUCAUCGCCUCAGCCAAGUACACCGUUGUUAACGAAAUCAACAAGGUGGGCCUGGGAGAAGUCUCUGUCUUCGUCUACUUCAUUAUGAAGCUUUCCCGGGUGGAUGGAGGAACGUCCUACGUGGGAUGCCAUGGAGGGCUGUGGCAGUCGGUGCAUAUAGAUGAUCUCCGCAGAUCCAAAGACAUGAUCUCUGACAUGACUGCCCUGCAGAACCUCACCAUCAGCCAGAUCUUCUGCCAGGAUUCGGGUAGAACCAAAGCUCUGCCUGUGAAAGGGCAAGAGCAGGAGGAAGGCAAGGGGGAGGCUGAAACACCAGUGCCCGCAGCAGAGCACUGCGAGGGUGAGAUCCUGGACACCACUGUACUCCUGAGGACCUGCGUGCAAAGUGCUGUGGGGAUGCUACGGGACCAAAAUGAAGAUCUCAGUCGAAGCAGAAAGCGAAUCGAGAUUCUCCUUGGCUUUCUGUCCAAAGAGGAUGACUUGAAAGCCUCCUUCCUGAAGAUAACAAAGGCUCGUCUCUCCAACCUUUUGAGAAAGCAAGAAGAAAAUUCCCUUCACCCAAAAAACUGGGUGCUUCGGGAGGCUUCCAACCUCAGCGCUCUCCAGGAGGCAGGCACCUUCAGGCACACCCUGUGGAAGCGAGUCCAGAAGGUGAUCACUCCAUUCCUGGCUCUCCUGAUUGCUGUCAUAGACAGGAAUGGCAAUCUGGAGCUGUUGGUCAGGCCGGCAGCAGAGUGGGUGACGGAGCUGUGGAUGUUCAUCUUCAGCGACACGAAACUCCUGAGUGUCCCUUACGGUGUGGGUACCAACAGCUCGCAGCCAGAGAUAAUUCUGGUGCAGAACAACAUGACUGUGUCUGCUGAUACUGGGAAUGAGAUGCCCUUCAGCUGGAGGAUAAAGGAGUACCUGGAUGAGAUGUGGCUGGAAGCUCAAUACAUGCAAAACACUGAAGACCAAGCCGAGAAGUUUGUGGAUAUCUUCCAGGAAACUGCACUGGGAAAAUUCAUCUCUGCUCUGAGCAAGGAAGACAGAGAGAAGCUCUUACAGUGCUAUCUUUUCCAGUGCUAUGCCACAGACUUUAUUGUCUUGGCCAUUGGUGUGUCCUCUGUGGAGGAGCUGCAGUGUCUGCGCGUUGCGUUCCUAUCCUGCAUAGAGGAAUGGAAGGCGGCGUCUCCCAGAAGGGAGGAGAUGGUGCCAUCCUUGCCUUGGGUCCACCUCGGCUACAAUCGGUUCAAGAGCCGCCUGCAGAACUUUUCCAGGAUCCUGGCUGUACACCCCCGUGUGGUCGCCUACCUUGUGAACCAGGGAGGACCUGGAAUGCCGCGUUCGGAGAUGCUUUCAGAUGUGCUUGCUGCAAUGGUGUGUGCUGAAGAGCUGGAGACGCACGUGCAGACAGCCCGUCCCGAGAUCUGGCUGCAGAAGGUGAAGAGCCUUCGCAUGCCUGUUGAAUUCCUCUGCAGAGAGAAGGAUUUACAGAGGAGUGGGAGUCGGUGCCAUCAGCUGCUACAAGACCUCGAAGUCUGCUGGAACCGGGUUUUUGCCAUGUCUCUGUUUGUAGAGCACGUGUUGCUGGGCAUCGACUCACUGAUGCCAGAAUUUGAGAACGUAGUGAAAAAAUACACCUUGCUUCUUGCCAAGUGCUUUCAGCACGAUUCGGACAUGAAGACUUACCCAACUUUUGUGGCAGUGAUGAAAGUGCUGUGCCAAUGUAAAGAUGAAGUCAGCAAGAGGCUCUGCAGGUGUGAUCUGAAGUGUCUGAUCUGCCUGGGAGAGCCCAAGGACCCGGUCUGCCUGCCCUGCGACCACGUCUUCUGCCAGAAGUGCAUCGAAACGUGGCUGGUACCAGCACAGAUGCACUGUCCAUACUGCAGAGUUGCCAUGGAGAAUGUGGAUUUAAAGGUCUCUGCGGAGCUCAGAGAUGCCAUAGCAAGAAAUGCCCUGUUCCGGCAGAGGUGCAAUAACUUCUUCAUAGAUGUGGUCACGACCAUGUGCUUCAAGGACAAUGAACCCCCGGAGGCAGAGGUGAUCCAGGAGCUCCUUAACCUGCUGUUUGUUCACAGAAGCCUCCUGAAAGGUUCAGAUCACCCUGCCAUCUACACAAAACUCCUGUCCCCAUUUAACGAUGAAGUGGAUGAAAACCCCGUUAUCCGCUCGGUAAUGCUGAAGCUGCUCUUGAAGUACAGCUUCAAUGAAGUGAAAAAUGAUGUGCAGCAGUACCUGUCCCGGGUAGAGCACAACAAGAUCCUAGAGAAAAAUGACAAAAAAGAGCUCUACUUGCUUUUUGUCAACUGCUUGGAGGAUUCCAUGUGUGAGAAGGCUGAGGGCAGCCUUGGAGGUAAGCACGUAACCCAUCUGCCUGGAGACAGAGGCUUUCCAGAGAACUAUCUCCCAGCCAGCAGUCGAGAAGCUCCUCAGGAGGCGUCCGUUGAGUAUCUGCAGGCGGUAGCCAAGGUUCGCUUGUACCUGAGUAAGGCUGCGGAGCUGCUCUUUGACUUGCAUGGGCCCGCAGAGCAAAAGCAGGUGGAGGAGAAGCAGCGUUACCUGGCAAACGUGAGGGUGUUCUGUAGCCUCACCAAGAACGACUGGCACCGUGUUUACCUGGUCCGGAAAAUUGCCUGUCACUACGGGAUGGAGUUUGCUCAGAAGCUUGUCACAGAGCCACAGUUCCACUGGGUGUUCCCCCAGGAAAUUCUGAAGCAGGUACAGAACAGCCAGUCUCAUCACAUCGACCGCUACCUGGCGUGCGGCGAGAAUUACAGAGUCCUGCGCGAUGCCGUGGGCAAGGCCAUGAUCGAGUGCAAGGCUCAGGGUCUUCUCGAGGCAGAGAAGGCAUCUUGUGGCUCCCUGGCUGUGCAACGUGCCCAUCUGCUCCUGGCUCUUUUCAGAGAGGUCACUGCCCUGUAUGGAGUCAGUGACUCAAGUCUUCGUCCCAAAGAGCAGGUAAGACACUUCACUUUGGGAGCUUGGGAUGAAUAUGCUUCAGCGAUAAGGAUGUAUGAGGUUUACAUCAUCAGUGGAAGAGCCUUUUGUUCUCCUGCCCCCAAUCAGUUCUGUCCUGAUGAGAGCAGGCUGAAAAUGUUUUCAAAGCAGAGACAACACAGCGUGGAAGCAGCUGUGAAAGUCCCCUUUGGUUUGGCGGGCAAUAUCGUGCCGGUUUUAUUUCUUUUCAAUAUCUACUUUCAGCAAACAGAUGCUAUGGUUGAGUUCAUCCGGAGCUCCCAAGUCCUGAAUUCUCCGGACCUGCAGCACUUUGCAACUUCCCUCGUGCUGAACACGCUGCCGUGCCUGACGGUGAAUCCUGAAAGCUUCAGCCAGCGUGGAGCCCUGACCGAAGUGGCCGUGCACGCCGCAGCGAUCCUGCUGUGCGGGCAGAGCCCCGUCCUGCAGCCCCUGAGGAAUCUGGCACUCCAUCCACACACCAUGCAGCACUCUUUUCUGCCCACGAUGCCAGAAGAUAUAAUGGCCCAGGCGAGGGCCUGGGAAGGAGUGGCUGCUCUGCGCUGGUACAAAUGUCCAAAUGGCCACCCCUGCACUGUGGGAGAGUGUGGCCUCCCCAUGGAAAUCGGCCGCUGUCCCGACUGUGGUGCCGAAGUUGGAGGGGAACAGCAUAAACCACUGCGUGGCUUUCAAGAGCUCCAGAGUAGGGAGGACAGAACUCAAACCGGCCACGUACUUGGAAAUGCAGAAGACAGGAAAACAAAGGGAGUGUCUGAUCGGGCCCUGUCUCCAGUUGUCUUCACGCUGCUGCGCCUGCUCACACAUCUGGCGAUGCUGCUGGGAGCCACAGAAAACCCUGAGGCACUGCAAAACAUUAUCAAGCCACCGGUGGACAACGCAGUGAGUUUCCUGGAGCAGCACAUUCGGGAGGACUUGGCACAGCUGACAAAAAUUUUGGGGAAGAGUGUGGAUGAGACUAUCAACAUCCUUCAUCUUGUCCUUGGCAGCCUCCUCAAGGAGCACCCAAGCCAGUGGCCAGUUCAGUUUGAUGGUGUGCUCUCCACCAAGGAGAAGAGAAACAGAUGGGAAAAAAUUGUUGCAAGAACAAUUAUUGUACCUGAAUUGAAGGAUUUGGAUAUAAAACUGCUGAAGCUAAAUAGACAAAUCCAAGAGGAUGAGAGAAUUUCUUCCAACCCAAUAGUGAAAAUAGUGUAUGGCGACCCGGCCACUUUCCUGUCCCAGCUGCCGAAGGACAGUCACAUCCAUCACUCCAAGAUGUGGAGCUGCCGAAAGAGGGUUUCAGUGGAGAACCUGGGCCACGUAGUCCAGCAAAAGAACGGCAAGGACACCGUCCCUGUGCUGUGGAAGUUUCUGCAGAAGGAAGCAGAGCUGCGGCUGGUUAAGUUCUUACCAGAGAUUCUGGCUCUGCAGAAAGACUUGGUGAGGCGGUUUCAGAACACGGCUGAUGUCAAGCACUGCUCGAUCAGAGACUUCCUCAACGAACCCCUCUCAGAUGUGAUGAGGGACCUGAUGCAGAGGAGAGUGAAUGUGUUUCUGUCUGUCUGGAACAACCUGAGGAGCUCUCUGGACACCAAUGGGGAAAUUAAGCUUCCAAAAGGCUACUGUGAUGCUGACCUGACCCUGGACAGCGAGCUCGAGGUGCUUCUGCCACGUCGACAGGGACUGGGCCUCUGCUCCACAGCCCUUGCCAGUUACCUCAUCAGUCUGCACAACGACUUUAUCCACGCGGUGAACAAACACAUCAAGGAAGAUGACAGGUACCUGAUCAGUCCGUCAGAAGUGGCUGACCUGCACUUGAUCAGUUAUGAGGUAGAGAGAGACCUGAUCCCUCUGAUCCUGUCCAACUGCCAGUACAGCAUGGAGAAGGGAGGGGAGACCUUGCAGGACUUUGAUCUGGAGAGGAUCCAGCAGCAAAUCAUCAGCAAGUUCCUGCAGGGGAAGCCACUCAUCACCCUCACGGGAAUACCUACCCUGGUGUACAGACACGACCGGAAUUACGAGCAGCUGUUUAAUGAAGUCAGGAAUAAGCUGGAUCAGAGUGCUCUCCCCAGUGCUGUGAUGAACACCAUCAGCGGGGAGCUGCAAUCUUACAGCGACGUCUGUGAUGCUCUGUCCGUCACUGAAAUCACCCUGGGAUUCCUGGCCAUGGCUGGAGAGAACGGGGAAAUGCUUCUGACCGACUACAUCGAGAAAGUUCUGCAGAUGGGCGAUCAGACAAACCCUCACGUGCUGCAGGCCCUUAGACAAUGCCACCUAAAGCACAACAUAGCCCUGUGGCAACUUCUCUCUACUCGCAAAUCUGAGCAGCUUCUGCGCCUCAGAAGGGAUCCUUUCGUAGACAUCAGUACAGUCUACAAAGCUGAGCUCAGUCCAGAGCUUGCCAAGCUCCUCAACACCUUCCUCGUCCACUCAAGGCUGGAAACCUUCCUCCAGGAGCUGCAUGAAAUGAUCAUCCUGAAGCUGAGACGUGUCCAAGCUGUGGAUGAGCUCAGACCCACAUGGAGCCUGAAGGAAUCGCUCAUUCCUUACCUUGAUGCAAAAGACUCAGAAUUAGCUACAGAGCUGCAAGAGCUGUUCCCGGAGGAGAUUCUUCUCUCUCACGCUACUGCCACAUGGAAAGCGGCCGCUGUCUUCAAGAGAGAGCGUAGGGAGAGCUAG
Mesitornis unicolor (brown roatelo) is the source of this 15241-nucleotide messenger RNA. It is a transcript of the gene RNF213, whose product is annotated as ring finger protein 213. The record is from RefSeq and is a predicted model, not a curated record. Gene Ontology annotation, molecular function: ATP hydrolysis activity; ubiquitin-protein transferase activity. Gene Ontology annotation, biological process: negative regulation of non-canonical Wnt signaling pathway; sprouting angiogenesis; ubiquitin-dependent protein catabolic process. Gene Ontology annotation, cellular component: nucleolus; membrane; cytosol. Lineage: Eukaryota; Metazoa; Chordata; Aves; Mesitornithiformes; Mesitornithidae.